ACAAAUCAACCCGAGCCGGCAGCGUUCCGGCUCCCGCGGCUGGAAGGCGCGCGGUGCGGCUGCCCGGUGGCCCCCGGCUUCCGCGUCUCAGGCCCGGCCCGGCCCCGGCCUCCGCCCCGCUCUCGCCCCAGCCGCGGCCCGCCGAGCCCGCGGGCAACCGAGCCGCCAGCGACGCCCGCACAGCCGCAGGGGCCCGGACGGGGGGCCAUGCCGUGCCGGAGGGAGGAGGAGGAGGAAGCCGGCGACGAGGCGGAGGGGGAGGACGACGACGACAGCUUCCUCCUGCUGCAACAGUCGGUGACUCUGGGCGGCUCUGCCGACGUGGACCGGCUCAUCGCCCAGAUCGGCGAGACGCUGCAGCUGGACGCGGCGCACGACGGCCCGGCCUCGCCGUGUGCUGCCCCGGGACCCCCGCCCCCGCGGGUCGUGGCUGCGCUGCCGGCGGAUAAGGCCCGGACCCCGGCGAGGCGGCUGCUGCGGCCGGACGCGCCUGCGGAGGCCGGGAACCCGGCGCCCCCGGGAGCCGUGCGCUGCGUGCUGGGGGAGCGCGGGCGCGUGCGGGGCCGGGCGGCUCCCUACUGCGUGGCGGAGCUCCCAGCGGGCGCUAGCGUGCUGUGCCCUCAGCCCUCGCAGCCUGGCCUUGAGGGACCCCCGGUGACCGGCAAGCCGAGCAUCCCGCAGCCUCUCUCCGGCCCGUUCCGGCGCGGUUGGCUCCGGAGCGCAGCCGCGUCUCGCCGCCUGCAACAGCGACGCGGAUCUCAGCCCGAGACCCGCACCGGCGACGACGACCCGCACCGGCUCCUGCAGCAGCUCGUGCUUUCGGGAAACCUCAUCAAGGAGGCGGUGCGGCGGCUACAUUCGCGACGGCUACAGCUACACGCAAAGCUUCCCGCACACCCGUUCCUCGGGCCUCUGUCGGCCCCGGUGCACGAGCCGCCUUCGCCCCGGAGCCCUCGAGCGGCCUGCAGCGACCCUGGCGCUUGCGCGAGGAGGGCGCGGCUCAGAACUGGGGACGACUUUCUUGUUCCUGGCAGCUAACAACCAGUGAGGCUACUGCACCAGCCUGUACCUGGGAACCAAAAGAUUUACCCAGGACUGCACCGGGUUGGUGGAGGACUCUUGCCUUUGAAAAUGGGAUAAUAAGCUAAGGAAUACAGCAGAAAAAUCGCAAAUAUUUUCAUGGGGUAACUGGGGUUGAGAGCCCCAAACUGUUUGAAAUCCAGGACUUAGGCUUGUUUAAAGCCGAUUUUAUAGAGUGCACCGCACCGCAGGCUGUCUGCAGGACUCCUUUUUUUUUUUUUUUUUUUUUUUUUGCCGUAAUUCAACCUGGUCGCUGCAGUUCCGCGCAGACUCUGCUGUGGCAAUCCGGCGACCACGUGGCCAUGGUGCAUGCUCUCAGGAUCAGCCAGCCAUGGAACGAAGGACGAUGAUCACAGUUACUUUCUUGAUCCACUUUGGGGGGCAAGAAUGGAUGUUAUUUCGGGGAGCACACCAAAAUACUACACUUGAACAUUUUAUGGCAGUUAAAAGACCGUCUCGUGUCAUUGCGGUGCUGGUUUUAAUGUAAAACAUGCGGUACCACAAAAGGACCCUCUUGAGGCUAAAUAGAAGUAACAUUUUUCCCCCUGUCUGUACCCUUUUUUUGCAACUGGUUGCUGUUACCGGAGUGCUGAGGGAAUGUUGUACCACAGAUGGGGGUGGGAGGCGGUAUUGGGCGAUGGGGAGAGUAUGGCAAAGCACAGAUUGAACUCUCCCGCCUUCCUAAAGUGUUUUUAAAGGCGACCGGUUCUUGCUUGGGUUCAAGGCCACUGUUUCCAGAGUGUGCACCGUGUUAUGGCUCACCGGCACAUAGCCUUGCUGGGAGAAGAGCACACUGUUUUGUAAAUGCUAGAGUCCCCUAAGGACACGCGCAAGUGCUGCCUCCCGGAGAAGAGGGGGAGGGGGCGGCUUGGUGCUGGGUGUCUGUGCUUUCCGCCUGGGGCCACCGCCCCUGCCCGUUCUCUCGGCUUGCACAGAAACUGCCUGGAGACAGUAGCCCCAAGUACCACCUUUCCCCCUGCUGCCCUACUCAAGCAGAUCCUGGGGGGCUGGGGAGUGCCCCUUAGAUCCUAGGGGCCAGGGAGAGGGGCUGGGGAGGCCCCACAAGGGGCACUCCCGGGACACAGUCUCACACAGCCGCUUAUAAUGGGCUCUCGGGGCCAUUUGUAAUAACAGCUGCAAUUCCCUGGAUAGAGGGAGUUGAUUUCCUCCUUCUGACCCUCCCCCAGCUGUGCCAGCUCGCCUUUGUAAGUGAAGGAAACCGAGUAGAAAAUGUGACCCUCCAAAUGGAAAAGCUGCGGGCUUUUUGCUGUUGUGACUGUGAUGUGCUUGGAAACACUGUUCACUCUGAGCGACCGUUUCGUUUAGUUUUAUGGAGUCAAUGGCUUGUUCAGCUUCCAGAUGUGGCUAUUGACAAAUCUACACUUCGCACCGAAGUGACUGGAACUGUGGCUGUCCUGAUUAUAGGAUUUUAACUUAACUGAAUUAACUGUUUUUGAAUAAAUGUGUUGGGUUUUUU
Molecule: messenger RNA, 2557 nt
Organism: Mesocricetus auratus (golden hamster)
Lineage: Eukaryota; Metazoa; Chordata; Mammalia; Rodentia; Cricetidae
Gene: Frat1
Product: FRAT regulator of WNT signaling pathway 1
Exons: 1
Coding region: 208-1038 (276 amino acids)
Biological process (GO): positive regulation of canonical Wnt signaling pathway
Cellular component (GO): cytoplasm
Source: RefSeq, a predicted model, not a curated record